This is a messenger RNA of Exophiala aquamarina CBS 119918, 315 nucleotides long. RefSeq lists its product as uncharacterized. Lineage: Eukaryota; Fungi; Ascomycota; Eurotiomycetes; Chaetothyriales; Herpotrichiellaceae. The transcript has a single exon. The record is from RefSeq and is a predicted model, not a curated record. The coding region runs from base 1 to 315 and encodes 104 amino acids.
AUGAAAGCUGAAGAACGAAUACCUGCCUGGACACCAGAAUGGUACGGAUUUACAAAGAAUGGCAUGGAGUGGCUCAGCGAUCACGGCUUUGAGUGGAUUAAGGUCUGCGCUGAUCCAGGUGAUCUCAUGGUCUGGGACAGCCGGACUCCUCAUUACAACGUCCCUACCCAAACCACUCAAGACCGAUUUGCAAUCUACACGUGUUUUAUGCCUGUAAAGAUUGCAACUCAGGAGGAUCUGAUUCGGAAGAAAGGCGCCUUUGAGAGUAUAUGCACCUGUUAUACAUUACGAAGAUAUUCAAUGACUGUCGAUUAG